This is a messenger RNA of Trematosphaeria pertusa, 795 nucleotides long. RefSeq lists its product as uncharacterized. The record is from RefSeq and is a predicted model, not a curated record. Bases 1 to 795 code for a protein of 264 amino acids. Lineage: Eukaryota; Fungi; Ascomycota; Dothideomycetes; Pleosporales; Trematosphaeriaceae. Gene Ontology annotation, biological process: ubiquitin-dependent protein catabolic process via the multivesicular body sorting pathway; protein targeting to vacuole; protein targeting to membrane. The transcript is spliced from 2 exons. Gene Ontology annotation, cellular component: ESCRT I complex.
AUGGCGUUCCAGUCGCCCCGGCAGUCGCAGAACUUCUUCCAGUUCAACCCCUCUACCCCUCCUCCGCCGCCGCCUAAGCCCUCAGCGCACUCGAGCGGCACCGCGACACCGCAAACCGGGCCUCCACUGCCUCCCCCGCCGGGCCAGACGUCGCAGCCUUACGCCCAUCACCCGCAAGCACCUUCCCAGACGUACACGCAAAACCCGUCGCAGGCAGAACCCGACCAACUAGCCGUUCAACCGCCCGAAGAUGGUUGGCUGCCGGAUGUUUUAAAGGACAAGUCGACCGUGCAUCUCCACCACGUGCUGCAGACGCCCGACCUCCAGCACGCGAUUGUCCACAAUCCUGAGACAACGCAUCCCUCGAUACCCGCGUCGACGGCGCCGUUGCAGGCAUUGCUGGCCCAGAAUGUUGCGCUAGCGGAGUCGCUCAAUCAACUCGAAGCCCAUCUUCAACACCAGCGCGAGAGCACGCAAUCGCGGCUGCUGUCGCUACGAGCACUCGAGCGUCAAUGGAGGGCGAAGCAGGCAGAGCAGGAUGGGGCAUUACGGGAAUUCAGCCCACCAGCGUUGUACCAGCGCUUGAGUGCUGCCGUCGGCGAGCAGGAAGCGCUAUGUCGAGGGCUUGAAGAGAGCUUCUUGGAAGGGGAGGGCGCUGACGGCACCGGUGCUGUCGCCAGUGACCGCGAAGUGACCGAGUUCGUGAGGAGGCUGAGAGAGGGCCGCAAGAUCGCCUACCUCCGUGCCGAGCGAAAGGAGAGAUGGGACGAAGGCAGAGUCGGCGGCUGGCGGUGA